GGUCGACCUGCGACGUCAUUCACACUUGGGUCAUUUCCCGCCCCAAUUGUGCAUUUAGAGUUUCGUGGGGGCUUGCUGCUAUCCGAACGCCUCUUUAUUCUCCUUUUCGCCGGACCCCGAGCUUGUGCUUCUCUUCAGCUACGAGGCCACUGCACUGGCAGUUCGCCACGUCUGGCGUCUAGCGUCUAGCGCGUUCGAACUCAACAUGCCGCCUCGCAAACGUGCCACCGACGACAGCGGGUGUACGCCCCCCGCCAAAGCCCUGCGUCUCACGUUUUCGCAGCCCUCACCUCCUUCGCAACCGUCCACUUCUUCACAGCCGUCAACUUCUUCGCAGCCGCCAAGCUAUUCGCAGCCCACAACCGCCGAGCGAGAGGCAUUCCAGAAUCCUCCCCUUAGUCCUCCCGAGCAAGCUGAGCUUAUCGCCCUCACCCAGGCUGACGAUGAGCCGCUCACUCAAACUGACGAUGAACAGCUGGAGCUCUACGGUGGCUUUGCCUCAAAAAUUGUCGGUGUGAGAUACUACAAUGGUGUCGUGACGAUUGGCGAGGUCGUUGUUUCCAAGCGAGAGCCCUCCAACCAAUACGACGAAAAUGCCAUUCGCAUCGACAAUGUGUUUGGCAGGCAAGUCGGUCACAUUCCCCGCAAUGUCGCGUCCAAGCUUGCUCCAUACAUGGACGCUGGAGACAUUGACAUUGAGGUUGUCGUCAGCGGGCCUAAAGAAUACUAUGAGUGCCCAGUCCAGAUCAACAUCUACGGGACGAGCCACCCCGCGCGUCGCCUUGCUUUGGAGGACCGUCUCAAGAAAGACAGGCUGCUCAAGGCCACCCAGUUGAAGACUACCCGGAAGCAGAAUGAGCUACAGCGUCAGGCUGCCGAGAAUGAGCUGCGCCGUCAAUAUUCGGAGAAUGAACGGCGUCCAUCUAUGGGUUUGAAGAGCGACAGGUCUGCCGUGGGAUUGCCCGUUCCGGCUCCGGCUCCGGCGCCGGAAACCACUCUAGAGGACCUCACCAAGGCCAGUCAGUCCGUGAAUGUUCGGCCAACUGGUGGAGGUUUUGUCCAGACGCUGGCCUUAAGCGAGGAGCAGCUCUCACAAAUGCCCCUAGCUGAGCAACCCAAGUCCAUCAAGGCCAAAUUGCUGCCAUAUCAGCUCCAAGGUCUUGCUUGGCUGACCGCGAAGGAAAACUCAACCUUCCCGCAACCUGGCUCCCCAGACUCGGUACAGCUUUGGAAACGCGAUGCCAAGGGUAACUACAACAAUCUUGGCACCAACAUCACCGUUGCAACGCCCCCUUCUCUUCUUUCAGGAGGAAUCCUGGCCGAUGAUAUGGGUUUAGGCAAGACUCUGCAAAUCAUCAGUCUGAUCAUGACUGGAGGGCCCGGAAUCACGCUUAUUGUGGCGCCUGUGAGCGUAAUAAGCAACUGGGAGCAACAGAUUCAGCGCCAUGUCCACGAGAAGGACGCCCCCAAGGUUCUUAUCCAUCACGGCACGACCAGGCAGACCACUGCCAAGGCAUUAAAGGAGUACGGUGUUGUCAUUACAAGCUAUGGUACCUUGGCUAGCGAGGCUUCUGGCAAAGGGCCGCUUUCUCAGAUUGAGUGGCGCCGGAUUGUUCUCGAUGAAGGUCACACCAUUCGCAACGCCAAGACCAAGGCUGCUUUGGCCGCCUGCCAGCUCAAGGCGCAGUCACGAUGGGUUCUGACGGGAACCCCCAUCAUCAACAACAUCCGAGAUCUGCAUUCUCUGCUUAGAUUCCUCCGCAUCACUGGUGGUAUCGAGCAACCAGAAGUGUUCAACAUGGUGAUUGGUAGACCUCUAGCGCUUAAGCAGCGUCGCGCCGUGUCUCUUCUUCAGCACCUUAUGAACGAUCUUUGUCUCCGUCGUCUCAAGGACAUGAAUUUUGUGGACCUCAAGCUUCCGGCCAAGACCGAGUACAUCCACCGUAUCACCUUCUGGGAGGAUGAGAAGAAGAAAUAUGACGCUUUGCUUUCUGAAGCGCAGGGCGCGCUGAGGGAUUUCCAGAGCCGCAAGAAAGGGCCUGGUGCCGAGAAGAAUAGAUUCCAGAGUGUGCUUGAGAGACUUUUGCGUCUUCGCCAAACGUGUGUGUUCUCGUCUGUUUGUAUUGUGACUUUCGCACUAACAUGCCACAGCUGCAAUCACUGGACACUGUGCAAGGAUCGCAUCACCGACCUUCUUCAGCUCCUCGAAGACAACGAUGUCGUGCCACUCAACGCCAAGAACCGCGCCCUUUUGCAGCAGGCCCUCCAGUUGUUCAUAGAAAGCCAAGAGGAGUGUCCUGUUUGCUUCGAGGCCAUGAAGAGCCCGGCCAUCACUCACUGCAAGCAUGCUUUCUGUCGGCCUUGCAUUUCCAAGGUGAUUGAAAUCCAGGGCAAGUGCCCUAUGUGUCGGGCUAGCCUGUCCGAAGACAACUUGGUUGAGCCCGCACCUGAAAAGGGCAUCGAAGAAAUGGAGGUGGACAACCUCGACCGUGAGACCAAGAGCUCCAAAACCGAAGCCUUGCUCAAGAUUUUGCAAGCUACCCUGAAGAAGGAGGGGUCAAAAGUCAUCAUCUUCAGCCAGUGGACCUCCUUCCUCAAUGUCAUCCAGCGUCAGCUUGACGAGGCUGGGUACACCUACACUCGUAUUGACGGCAGCAUGAACGCCACCAAACGUGACGUGGCUAUCAAGGCUCUUGACGAGGACCCCAACACAAGGAUCAUGCUGGCUAGUUUGGCGGUUUGCAGUGUGGGAUUGAACUUGGUGUCUGCUGAUACUGUCGUUUUGGCAGAUAGCUGGUGGGCGCCUGCGAUUGAGGAUCAGGCGGUGGAUCGUGUGCAUCGGUUGGGGCAGACGCGGGAGACGACGGUGUGGAGGUUGGUGAUGGAGGGGACGGUGGAGGAGAGGGUGCUGGACAUCCAGGCGGAGAAGAGGGAGUUGGUGGGGAAGGCGUUUCAGGAAAGGGAGAAGAAGGGGGAGAAGAGGAAGGAGACGAGGAUGGCGGACGUGAUGAAGUUGCUUUCUUGAGGGGUGAGGGGACUUGGUGUUUGUUAUGAGGUGCUAGUGUUGCUAGAUACCUGUGGGGGGACAUUAUGGUUUGUUAAUGGGGGUAUGUUGGGCAAGAUAUCCUGUGUGUUUUAUGGGUGGUAUUUAUGGUCGGCGGGUUGUUUGCUAGAGGUUAAUGCGGGUAGAAGGAUACUGGGUGGUGUGUAUAGUUGGUUGUAGUCUUUGCCAAGAUUUAGCUUUCUGUUUAGCUGGUAGGCAUGUAAUUUUUUCUUUUUCGGUACAUAACUUAUCUCUGCCAUAGCUUUGUAGCUACUAGUGCCUGUUAGCUUGACAGAGCAUUGUGUGUUGUACAACUCAUCAUUCUUCA
This is a messenger RNA of Podospora pseudopauciseta, 3371 nucleotides long. RefSeq lists its product as uncharacterized. The record is from RefSeq and is a predicted model, not a curated record. The transcript has 5 exons. Gene Ontology annotation, cellular component: nucleus. Gene Ontology annotation, molecular function: ATP binding; zinc ion binding; hydrolase activity, acting on acid anhydrides, in phosphorus-containing anhydrides. Gene Ontology annotation, biological process: DNA repair. Bases 206 to 3025 code for a protein of 939 amino acids. NCBI's taxonomy places the organism in Eukaryota, Fungi, Ascomycota, Sordariomycetes, Sordariales, Podosporaceae.